Alligator mississippiensis (American alligator) is the source of this 902-nucleotide messenger RNA. It is a transcript of the gene RPS27A, whose product is annotated as ribosomal protein S27a. Gene Ontology annotation, cellular component: nucleus; cytoplasm; ribosome. The record is from RefSeq and is a predicted model, not a curated record. Gene Ontology annotation, molecular function: protein tag activity; structural constituent of ribosome; ubiquitin protein ligase binding. The transcript has 5 exons. Gene Ontology annotation, biological process: modification-dependent protein catabolic process; protein ubiquitination; translation. Bases 72 to 542 code for a protein of 156 amino acids. Lineage: Eukaryota; Metazoa; Chordata; Crocodylia; Alligatoridae.
AGGCCGAGCGCGUCCCUUUUCCCCGGCGCCGCCAUUUGGGCAGCAGCAGCUUCGGCCCUCCGUCCGCCGCCAUGCAGAUCUUUGUGAAGACGCUGACGGGGAAAACCAUCACCCUCGAGGUGGAGCCGUCGGACACGAUCGAGAACGUGAAGGCCAAGAUUCAGGACAAGGAAGGUAUCCCCCCUGACCAGCAGCGACUCAUCUUUGCGGGCAAGCAGCUGGAAGAUGGCCGCACUCUGUCCGACUACAACAUCCAGAAGGAAUCCACUCUUCACCUUGUGCUGAGACUCCGGGGUGGUGCUAAGAAGAGAAAGAAGAAGUCUUACACCACUCCCAAGAAGAACAAGCACAAGAGAAAGAAGGUUAAGCUUGCUGUGCUCAAAUACUACAAGGUGGAUGAGAACGGUAAAAUCAGUCGCCUGCGUCGAGAAUGCCCCUCUGAGGAGUGUGGGGCUGGAGUCUUCAUGGCGAGCCACUUUGACAGACAUUACUGUGGCAAAUGCUGUCUGACAUACUGCUUCAAUAAACCAGAAGACAAGUAAAUGCAUCUUAUAACAAUAAAAACUCAAGUUGUAUGAUAUUUAGGAUUCAUUUUUUUUCUUUCCUUGCAAUAUAUGUAGCACUGCCUUUAUUUAGGAGCAAUUUGAGUCUGUAGAACAUCAGGGAAUGUGAAUGCUCUGUUUGCUUAACAAUGAGCUAAUGGUGUUACAUAUGCCUAAGAAGUUUUCUAACUGGAUUUAGUGAUGUCAUCACUUUCUUCAUCUUGAAUGUAGGGAAUAGGACUAAAUUAUAUGAUUUUUACUGAUGAAAAUGGUUUUUAAGUUGCAUUCUUGUGCUGUUUCUAAAAUCACAUGAUAGUACAGCUUUAAUAAAAUGGACACCACGGAUGUUUGCACAGCUGA